Messenger RNA from Cynoglossus semilaevis (tongue sole), 2618 nucleotides. RefSeq names its product adenosine monophosphate deaminase 1 (isoform M) (gene ampd1). The record is from RefSeq and is a predicted model, not a curated record. Lineage: Eukaryota; Metazoa; Chordata; Actinopteri; Pleuronectiformes; Cynoglossidae. Bases 139 to 2346 code for a protein of 735 amino acids. Gene Ontology annotation, molecular function: AMP deaminase activity. Gene Ontology annotation, cellular component: cytosol. Gene Ontology annotation, biological process: IMP salvage; AMP metabolic process. The transcript is spliced from 17 exons.
UGGUUACACGUGAGGCUGGGGCUGAGCUUAAUAUUUCAGAGAGCAGCCACAGGGACCCACACUUCCCUACUGCAGUGGUCCAGUACCUGACCACCUUUGACCAGUCUUCAGGGAGCGUUGCUGAGGAAGAGCAUCACCAUGCCUAAAGUCCUAGUGCCAGUGGAAGGUCAACAGAAGACCGAUGACACGAUGCGGGCCUUCGCGGAGCAGGUCUUUGCAUCUGAGACCAAAAGUGAGGACAUCCGUGAUGAGAUCUCAAUGUUCGAUGUGGCUGAGGACUGUCCUAUCAUCCAUCAUGAGAUGGCCCAUCAUCUGCACACUGAGGACAACGCUGAGAGACGCAAGAAGCACCAGCGUACCCUCACUGUAGUCAAAGGUUCCACUCAGGCAACUGCCCCUGUAAUGAAGCUGGAAGUGGACACUCCAGCUUAUCUGGAAGUGCCUGAAUUCCAGAGAGUAGCCAUCAUUGGAGACUAUGCCUCUGGGGUGACCAUGGAUGACUUUGAGUUGUCCUGUAAGGGUCUGUACCGGGCACUGACCAUCAGGGAGAAGUACAUGAGAUUGGCCUAUCAGCGUUAUCCCAGAACAACCUCCCAGUUUCUGCGUGAGAUCGAGGGAGAGACCUUCAAACCUGAGGACCAGGUGCAGCCAGUCUUCACACCUCCUCCAAAGACCGGGGAAGACCCCUUUGAUUUUAAUAGCCUCCCACAGAACCUGGGCUAUGUGGCUCGCAUGAAGGAAGGUCUCAUGUACGUGUACAACGAUGACGCAGCCGCUGACAAGCAUCAGCCCAAGGACCUGCCGUGCUCCGACUAUGCCACCUUCAUUGACGACAUGAACUUCCUCAUUGCACUCAUUGCUCAGGGCCCAACCAAGACUUACACUCAUCGCCGUCUCAAGUUCCUCAUGUCCAAGUUCAAUGUGCAUGAAAUGCUGAAUGAGAUGGAGGAGUUGAAGGAGCUGAAGGUGAACCCCCACAGGGACUUCUACAACUGCAGGAAGGUUGACACUCACAUCCACGCUGCCGCCUGCAUGAACCAGAAACACUUGCUGCGCUUCAUUAAGAAGUCCUAUCGUGUGGACGCCGACCGUGUGGUGCACAAACUGAAAGGCAAGGAGGUCACCAUGAAGGCGCUCUUUGAGUCUCUCAACCUGCACCCCUACGACCUGACCGUGGACUCCCUGGAUGUGCACGCUGGCAGACAAACCUUCCAGCGCUUUGAUAAAUUCAACGCCAAGUACAACCCAGUGGGAGCCAGUGAGCUGCGUGACCUGUACCUGAAAACAGAGAACCACAUCGGGGGAGAAUAUUUUGCCACCAUUAUCAAAGAAGUGGCCAGUGACCUGGAGGAUGCUAAGUACCAGUACGCCGAGCCUCGUCUGUCCAUUUACGGCUGCAAUCCCAGUGAGUGGACGAAGCUUUCAAGCUGGUUCGUCAAGAACAGAGUCUUCUCACCUAACCUCAAAUGGAUGAUUCAAGUUCCUAGGAUCUAUGACAUCUUCAGAGGCAGGAACUUUGUUCCCCACUUUGGCAAAAUGCUGGAGAACAUUUUCCUCCCAGUGUUCCAGGCUACGAUCAACCCACAGUCCAACCCUGAGCUCAGCAUCUUCCUCAAACACGUUACAGGUUUCGACAGUGUGGACGAUGAAUCCAAACACAGUGGUCACAUGUUCUCCACCAAGAGCCCCAAACCAGAGGAGUGGGACAUUGCCAAGAACCCCUCCUACACUUAUUACAUUUACUACAUGUAUGCAAACAUUGCUGUGCUCAACCAGCUCCGCAUACAGAGGGGUAUGAACACAUUCAUGUUCAGGCCUCAUUGCGGUGAAGCUGGUGCCAUCACCCAUCUGCUGGCUGCCUUCAUGACAGCUGACAACAUCUCUCAUGGCCUAAAUCUUAAGAAGAGCCCUGUGCUGCAGUACUUGUACUUCCUGACCCAGAUCCCCAUCGCCAUGUCCCCCCUCAGCAACAACAGUCUGUUCCUGGAGUACGCCAAGAACCCCCUGCUGGAGUUCCAAAAGAAGGGCCUGGUGGUGUCUCUGUCCACUGACGACCCCAUGCAGUUCCACUACACAAAGGAACCCCUAAUGGAGGAAUAUGCCAUUGCAGCUCAGGUCUUCAAGCUUAGCACCUGUGAUAUGUGUGAGAUUGCCAGGAACAGUGUUAUACAGAGUGGUCUGUCUAAUGAGGAGAAGCUCCACUUCCUGGGUAAGGACUACCUGAAGGAGGGUCCAGAAGGCAACGACAUCCGCAAAACCAACGUGGCCCAGAUCCGUAUGGCUUACCGCUAUGAGACCCUGUGCUAUGAGCUCGACCUGAUCAAGGAGGGUCUGAAGGUUGAUUGAACACAGUCCAGUCUGACACACAGGUUAUUUCUACAGCUUCUAAAUCUAUUUUUCACUAUCACUGUUAACAAAGUGAGUGUAAAAGAAAGUGGCCUUCUAACUGAUGUCCUCUCCUCUGCAAGAACAAACUGGUUAAUGUUUGUCUUCUCUUCUGUACAUUAUUUGCACAUCGGUGUCAAAUAGCCUUGUGCGUUGCCUUUGGUUAUGUGUAUUUUGUAUGGGGAAAACAUCAUGUAUUGGAAUGAUAAAAAAUAAAAUUGAUGUAUCUGCUA